UCAGCCAGCACGCACGCGCAGUCUUACACCAACCUCUUACAGAGGCACGUCUACCUCUUUACCGGCUCUACACACCUGCCUACCUCUCCCCUCCAUACGUGCUACACACCUGCCUAUCUCUCCCCUCCAUACGUGCUACACACCUGCCUAUCUCCAUACAAAACUGCGCCUCCCUCAGAGGCGCAGUAACAGAACAAUUGUGUUAUCGCUAUUUACCAGAAAAUAAUAGAAAGGAAUCUGUCGAUUUUCAUAGCACUCAGACGAUCUUAAGUGACAAUUAAAAUUGUAUACAAUCAUUCCGACUCCCCCAUACACCAGCCUUCAUCAUCCUCGCCAGUGUUCUCAACGUCAAGAAACUGGCGUACUAAAGUGCCCCCUUAUCCUAACCUACCAGAGGAACCCACCAACAGAAAACGUGACUCUACGCCAAUUUCGCGACCUGCUACCAAUUUCCAGCAUGCCAGGUGUUGGCCCUAGGUAGACUAUACGUCAAAAUGCGACGUGCUAAUGGGAGGACGGGCUGCAUGAUCAUCGCUUCAACGGUGCUGCUUCUGGCUCUAACAGCUGUGACGACGUCGAGGGAAGAAGAGGUUCAAGAACAGCCUCACAGGGGUUCGAUGGCCGGCCAGGACGGCCAUCACCAGGUCCUCCUGGGCUUACAUGGCGACCACCUUUCAAAGGUCAAGCCAAAGCUGGCACUCGACCCCACACCCGAAGACGAUUAUGAACCAAAUGUCAGUCAACGGUGGAUGGUGGAGCCAAGCUUGGGAUCCUCAAGGUUGGACGAUGUUGCUGUCGCCCGGGGGACAAAGACAGACCAUGAGUACGACCCUCCGGCCGAAGAGGCCAAGACUGAGGCUGAGGGUGUCGAGGACGAGCGUGUCGAGGACGAGCGUGUCGAGGACGAGCGAGUCGAGGACCAAGAUGAUUCCGUAAUUAACGACGAGGAGUUUUCAAAGAAUCUUGAUGAACUCGGUUGCCACAUCAAGAAUUUCCUUCAUCGGGAGGAGUGGCGUGGAGGGGUCGCUGGAGCUCGGGAGGCCGUCCUCAACUUCCCUCAAGCUACCUUGUUGGCCAGUUUGGUCGGCCUCGGCUCCGGCACCUGGGCCAAUACCGUUAUUUCUGUCCUCUUCUUCGGCUGGCCCUUCCUCCUGCUGCUCCUCUACGUCGCCCUCAUCUUCGUCUACCCGAACAGGAAGAGCGACAACGCCUUCGAGAAACACAUGUCAUCUAUGAUAGAGUCGUGGUCUCACUUGAUGUACUCGGUGGAGGACAACUUCUUACAGUUCAUGGAGGACGUGACGGACCCGGGCGAGGCUACCGACCCGCACUACCCGAAGAACACCCCCGCCAUCGACUACCAUGACCGCAUGGCUCUCUACUUCGGCCCCACCGACUACCAUGACGACGGCGGGGACAACGCUCAUACCCAAAACACUGGUGGUCUCCAUGGAGGACAGACACACACUGACCGCUUCCAGAGUCCAGCUAUUCAAUCCACUUUCGUCGAUCCGUCCACCGACUUUAUCAACCCUGUGAUGUCCUUCCGUCCCGAGCACUCAGAGCCCCUGAGAAGCCAGUAUAACGGAGAUAUAUCCAGGCUGACAAACGAUUACAAUAUCCAGAAUAAAAUUGCUCAGAAGGACCGGCAAAACUUUGUGAACGUGGUACUGGAGGCACAGUUCCAGCACGCGAAGCCCUCCAGCUCCCUCGCCGACCACAAUGUUGUAAGGGGCUCCGUCUCGGGGGACGUGGCCCAUCACCCACAACCCCCCGAAGUCACGCCGGCCGUCGACGCAAUCCGCCAAAGACUUUGACGAAAUUAACUUCAAUGAGAAUGUGACAUUUCGCCUCAGGACUUCAACCAACAGCUCAUCUCACUUCCGACUUGUAAUUGGCGACCAACCGUCCCUGGAAGAACACGAUUGGCUGGCUGCUCCUUGGCCCUCGAGGAUUACCGUGAAAUCCAGUAAUUCUUCGCAAAGCGUGCAGCAGUCGAAGGCCAGGAUCUCAAGCAGUAAUGAAUCGGGAUCAGAGGCUAGCAGGAGGAAGGAAGAGGUUGAUGAGACUGAAAGGGAUGAAAACUUUACCCAAAAUAUUGCGUCUUGAUAAGUUGCUUUAUAAAUAUACCUCCCACAUGCUUUCUCAGUUUUCACGUAACUGAAGAGGAAAGACUAGAUGUGCUCUAAAAAAAAUAGCUCGGUCAAUAGAGCUUCGGUCUCACACACUAGGGGUCCAGGGUUCGAGUCUCAUAGAGCCCAGGUGAAUGGAAGGUCGAUAGGCUCUACAUAACACCGUCAUUAUCUGACAUUGUAUGCAAUGUCAGAUAAUGUCAAUGUCAGCCUUCUUCACCACCUUCGAGGUCAACCCCGGAACUCACAGAUCCUGCGACGGUGCUGGAACCAAUCGUAUUGGCGUAUGCCUUUCCACUGGAGACUUUC
Molecule: messenger RNA, 2441 nt
Organism: Procambarus clarkii (red swamp crayfish)
Lineage: Eukaryota; Metazoa; Arthropoda; Malacostraca; Decapoda; Cambaridae
Source: RefSeq, a predicted model, not a curated record